CAACUGCAGAGGCGCUGUUCUCAUCUGAAGUGUAAGGAGUAUACUCAUUCACCUAACCGUCCGGGGAGGAGAUCUUUGUGCCGCGCCGCCUCGUACGCCCCAGCAAGGAGCCAGCAUGACCGUCGGCGGCGAGGCCACAGCCACAGGCAACGGGCAGACGGUGUGCGUGACCGGCGCCGGCGGCUACAUCGGGUCGUGGAUCGUCAAGCUCCUGCUCGAGAAGGGGUACGCCGUGCGAGGCACCGUCAGGAACCCCGAUGACGCCAAGAACGCGCACCUGAGGGGCCUCGCCGGCGCGGCGGAGCGUCUGGUGCUGUGCAAGGCCGACCUGCUCGACGGCGACGCGCUGCGCGCCGCCAUCGCCGGCUGCCAUGGCGUCUUCCACACCGCCUCGCCGAUUACCGACGAUCCAGAGGAGAUGGUGGAGCCGGCGGUGAGGGGCACGCGCUACGUCAUCGACGCCGCGGCGGAGUCCGGCACGGUCCGCCGCGUCGUGCUGACGUCGUCCAUCGGCGCCGUCGCCAUGGACCCCAGCCGCGGCCCGGACGCCGUCGUCGACGAGUCGUGCUGGAGCGACCUCGAGUUCUGCAAGAAGACCAAGAACUGGUACUGCUACGGGAAGACGGUGGCGGAGCGGGAGGCGUGGGAGGCGGCGGCGGCGCGCGGGGUGGACCUGGUGGUGGUGAACCCGGUGCUGGUGCAGGGCCCGGCGCUGCAGCCAGCGGUGAACGCCAGCCUGACGCACGUGCUCAAGUACCUGGACGGCUCCGCCAAGACGUACGCCAACGCCGUGCAGGCGUACGUGCACGUCCGGGACACCGCCGCCGCGCACGUCCUCGUCUUCGAGUCCCCCGCUGCCGCCGGCCGCUACCUCUGCGUGGCCGACGGCGCCGUGCUCCACCGGGAGGACGUCGUCACCAUCCUCCGCAAGUUCUUCCCCGAGUACCCCAUCCCCAGCAAGUGCUCUGACGAGGUGAACCCGAGGAAGCAGCCGUACAAGAUGUCGAACAAGCGGCUCCGUGAGCUGGGCCUCGAGUUCACGCCGGUGGCGCAGUGCCUCUACGACACCGUCGUCAGCUUCCAGGAGAAGGGCGUCCUCCCGGCCCCUCCCGCCUCGGCAAAGCCGGCCAUGAAAGAGACCAACUGACAGAGUAGUAAUACUUCUAGUAAUUACAAAGAAGCAUCCAUGGAUGAAUGAAAUCCUUCAGCUAUGCAUUGGCAUGCCAUUCUGAUUCUGGUGAUCCUACAGCCAGGAGCUAGGGCAUCCGACGGCUCGCAAAGACAGCCGUCGUCCCAAAAACAAACUAGGGAUAAGCAGAUACACUAGACAAAGCUCACGAAAGGAAUGGAUCCGAUGCCCAUGGCACUGUGAUUGGAGCAGUCGUGGCGGGUGGUAUGUGAGGAUGUCAGACCGCCUUGUCAAGCUUACCGUUGGAUUACUUUUUUCCAUGAAGAAUCAAAUUUAUUAAAAAAAAUACCAGAAAUACAAAGUGCAUCAAACAUAAUAAAAAUUACAUCGAGAUUCCUAGACCA
Messenger RNA from Aegilops tauschii subsp. strangulata, 1533 nucleotides. Its product is annotated as cinnamoyl-CoA reductase 1. NCBI's taxonomy places the organism in Eukaryota, Viridiplantae, Streptophyta, Magnoliopsida, Poales, Poaceae. Gene Ontology annotation, molecular function: oxidoreductase activity, acting on the CH-OH group of donors, NAD or NADP as acceptor. The record is from RefSeq and is a predicted model, not a curated record.